Molecule: messenger RNA, 675 nt
Organism: Plasmopara halstedii
Lineage: Eukaryota; Oomycota; Peronosporomycetes; Peronosporales; Peronosporaceae
Exons: 1
Coding region: 1-675 (224 amino acids)
Source: RefSeq, a predicted model, not a curated record
AUGGUGGUAAUGCAGGCGCUCAUGCGGACGACCAUGAAACAGGUGACUCGGUCCAACCGUUUCCCACAGAUGCAGAAGUUUCGCGGAUUUGCACUACGCACACGUCGUGAUGAUGACGACGAUGACUCAUUUCGAGGCCGUCGGCACCGCAAAUUAGAUGAUUUUGAGGACAAAGAUAUGAACGAAGAGGACUCGGGCGAUCUGUACGACCCUUAUCGCACGUAUAUGGAAACUACUGGCGAGCGUGGCUAUCGAGAAUUCAAUCCAGACAAUGUGGAAGAUUUUCAGCACGAGUGGGAGGAACCCGCUGCUAUGAUGGAGGACAAGUCAUGGCCUGCCACUUCGGGUACUGACCUCUUCACAGAUCUGCUUAACAUCCCGAACGAACCGCCUAGCGGAGAAAAAUUGGACAAGAUUCUUAAGGAGGCUUUUGCUCGAAUGGGUCACACAGGUCACAUAGACGACAUAAAAUUGCCUGAAAUGGAUGUGGAGAUCCCGGCUAACCACCCAGACAGAGAAGCACUAGAGAUUAUGAAGCUUUCCAUGAUGAAUAAUGGCCGCCUCAAGAUGGAGGAUAAGAACUAUCUGAUGAAAGCCAUGAUUGACGAACUUGAUCACGUACGCAAUGACAAAACCACCUUGUUUAAGGGCCUCGACGUUACCGAGAAAGAAUAG